AUGGUCCCACCUUUAACAAUAAAUUAGAUAAAGGACUUGGAAUCCAGGAGCAUACCUCAGAGGAUGUUUGAAUCCUUCAGUUAAGAUGAAUUAGUUUUGAUCAGGAAGAAUAAGAAGUUGGGACAACUAUUUGAAGGGUACUGGGUACUAUAUGGUUUGAAUCUCAUAUAGAGGGCUAAAUAACAUCCUUCAUCUGUUAGGGAUGAGUUAAUUGAGAUAGUGAUGGCUAAAAUGGAAACAAUAAAUGUCGAAGAAAACGAUUCGAUUAAUUUAGGUAGAAAAUUGAGAAAAUUGGGGAUUGAUAUAUGGCGUAAGCUUUUAGUGAUAAACUAGGAACACUAAAGGAAGAAUUGCUAGAAAAAUUGGGGAAUCAAAGUUUAAAAGAAGGAUAUCAUAAUAGUAAUUUGAUUUCAAAAAAGGCAAGAAUUACAUAACAGAAUAAAGGUUUAGUUUUUUAAGAAAUUAAGGUAUCAAUUUUUAAUGAAUUUAAAUCUAUGUAAAAUCAUUUAGAAGAUAAAAUUAUCUUUACCAAUGCUAGUUAGAUUUAAUUUGUUUAUAAUUCCUCAAAUUUAUAGAAUAUCUAAAUCCAUCAUUACAUGGAGCUUUUGAACCUUUAAACUUAUUUUGUUCUAUAGAUCUAUAAUUGUGCAAAAAAUAAUUCAAAGGUUUUACAAGAUUAAAAAUAAAGCAUAAAAAUGCUGUUAGAAAGGAUUUUGGUUUACAGAAUGAAAGAUGCUAUUAUAUAUAAUGCAUUUUCGAGAAAUAUUUAGUUGGAAGAAGAAACUAUAAGAUGA
Messenger RNA from Paramecium octaurelia, 794 nucleotides. NCBI's taxonomy places the organism in Eukaryota, Ciliophora, Oligohymenophorea, Peniculida, Parameciidae. The record is from the annotation of a GenBank genome assembly.